GCCAGUGACCAUUUGCUUACAUUUUGAAACGCAUUGCUUAGCGGGAAAUCUGAAUAGGCUGUACUCUGUAUCAAUGGAGGCCGGGGCAGAGAAGAAAAGGGUGAUAUCCCCGAAAAGUAAGAAGAGAGGUCGGCGUAACAGAGAAAUACCUCGAAAAGAAGUUCCAUUAAGCGAUGAUAUAGAGGACAUCAGUUUCUCUAAAGAUGAAACCCUACAGAUUAGGGCUUCUCUAUUGGAAUGGUACGAUGAAAAUCAAAGAGACCUUCCUUGGAGAAGAAUCAGUAGUGGUUUCGAUGAGAGAGAUAAAAGGGGUUAUGCCGUCUGGGUUUCUGAAGUAAUGCUUCAGCAAACUAGGGUUUCAACUGUCAUUGAUUAUUUCAAACGCUGGAUGAACAAAUGGCCUACCCUUCAUCAUCUAGCUCAAGCUUCUCUUGAGGAGGUGAAUGAAAUGUGGGCUGGUUUGGGGUAUUAUAGACGAGUUCGCUUCUUAUUACAGGGUGCAAAAGAGGUGGUUGAAGAAGGAGGUAGUUUUCCAGAGACAGUUUCAGAACUUCGCAAGAUCAAAGGAAUUGGUGAAUACACUUCUGGUGCUAUUGCCUCAAUUGCCUUCAACAAGGCAGUGCCUGUUGUUGAUGGGAAUGUGGUCAGGGUUAUUUCUAGGCUGAAGGCCAUAUCAGCGAAUCCAAAAGACGCUGCGACAGUUAAGAGUUUUUGGAAACUUGCAGGACAAUUAGUUGAUCCUUGUAGGCCUGGAGAUUUCAACCAAGCUCUUAUGGAACUUGGAGCUACGUUGUGCUCUCUUUCGAAUCCAGGAUGUGCUGCGUGCCCCAUCUCUGCGCAAUGUCAUGCUUUAUCGCUCUCUAGGCAGAGCGAGUCAGUUCAUGUUUCAGAUUACCCAACAAAAGUUGUGAAGGCCAAACAAAGGCAUGAGUUUUCCGCUGUUAGUGUUGUAGAGAUACUGGAUUGCCAGGAAAUGACGGGACCUCAAUCCAGCAGCAAAUAUAUUCUUGUGAAAAGACCAGAUGAGGGUCUACUUGCCGGCCUCUGGGAGUUUCCAUCAAUUCUCUUGGAGAAGGAAGCAGACUUGGCCUCGAGAAGAAAAGCAAUUGAUAACUUUUUACAGUCAUCAUUCUAUCUAGAUCUUAAAGAGUCUACUAGAAUAGUUUCACGAGAAGAUAUUGGAGAAUGUGUCCACGUCUUCAGUCAUAUACGCCUCAAGAUGUACGUAGAGUUAUUGGUCUUACAUCCAAAAGGAAAUAGAAGCAUCGACUACAAAAAACUGGACAAAGAGAGUAUUACAUGGAAGUAUGUCGAUGGCAAAAACCUUGGUAGCAUGGGAUUAUCAUCUGGAGUAAGAAAGGUUUAUACCAUGGUACAGAAACACAAGCAAACUGAACAGGCUACCAUCCCGGAAAGGAGGAAGAAGACAGCAGUAAGAAGAUAGAGAUGGUACUGACUGAGUGGCUGUGCCAAGAAUACCUUAACUUGACCACUCAGGAAUGUUCAAGGUUCCCUUAGUAACUGGAAAUUUAUGCAUGAAGACAUUAUUGUGCAGCUGCUUGACAAUUGGUGUAUAACAGAACAUACAGAUGCUAAAUUAUUGUAUCUUACUGACAUGUGUUUCCAAGCUUGGUCUGUUUUAUUAAGUGGAUAUGUAUCCAGUGCCAGCAGCAGUUUCAGGGAUCUAAUGGUUGUAAAAUAUUCUGUAUACAGGCAUAGUGUUUUGGAGCUUAACCUCUUUUGUUCCUUUUCCCCAUUUUGGUUGGUUUUCUGCUUUCAGAUGUAAGGAAUGAUAACCAGAAAUUGGUUUUUGAUUAACCAAGUUACAACUUUUUCAA
This is a messenger RNA of Solanum tuberosum (potato), 1838 nucleotides long. RefSeq names its product A/G-specific adenine DNA glycosylase. The transcript is spliced from 8 exons. Gene Ontology annotation, biological process: base-excision repair; mismatch repair. Gene Ontology annotation, molecular function: purine-specific mismatch base pair DNA N-glycosylase activity; oxidized purine DNA binding; 8-oxo-7,8-dihydroguanine DNA N-glycosylase activity. The record is from RefSeq and is a predicted model, not a curated record. Lineage: Eukaryota; Viridiplantae; Streptophyta; Magnoliopsida; Solanales; Solanaceae. Bases 74 to 1444 code for a protein of 456 amino acids. Gene Ontology annotation, cellular component: nucleus.